Molecule: messenger RNA, 684 nt
Organism: Salvia splendens (bonfire salvia)
Lineage: Eukaryota; Viridiplantae; Streptophyta; Magnoliopsida; Lamiales; Lamiaceae
Product: putative calcium-binding protein CML23
Exons: 1
Coding region: 70-504 (144 amino acids)
Molecular function (GO): calcium ion binding
Source: RefSeq, a predicted model, not a curated record
UUCCUACUUAUACUAAAUCUCCUUUCUCAUAGUUUGGGUUGGGGGUUUUAAUUAGGGAUUCAAAUCUCCAUGGAAAAAUACGCGCGAGUUUUCAACCGAUUCGAUUCGAAUGGCGACGGCAAGGUGUGCCCGGCGGAGCUGCAGCGGUGCGUGGCGGCGACAGUCGGGGAUAUGACGGAGGAGGAGGCGGCGGCGGCGGUGGCGCUGAUGGAUUCGGACGGAGACGGAUUGCUGAGCAUGGAGGAUCUGGUGAGAGUGGUGGAGGAUGCUGCGGAGGAGGAGAAGGCGAGCGACCUGAGGGAGGUGUUUAAGAUGUACGAGAUGGAAGGGAGAGGCUGCAUUACGCCGUCGAGCCUGCGCCGGAUGCUCAGCCGAUUGGGGGAGCGGAGGAGCGUCGAUCAGUGCGGCGACAUGAUUGCCACCUACGAUCUCAACGCCGAUGGCGUUCUCACGUUUGACGAGUUCAAGGUCAUGAUGGCAUCGUCGCCCUCGGCGGCAGCGUGAUAUGGCGGCGUGUUUGGUUUGGUGGCAUGUAAAUGAUUAGUUGUGAAUUAUUCAAUUUAUGAUUUGUGUAGAGCUAGGGAUUCAUUCUUUUAGUAUUCCAGAUGAUUCUAUAUUCUUUGUUAUGGAUUUAUUCUUCUUUUUUUCUUUUUGGCAUUAAUAUUCGAGACUAUUUAUUUUCCU